Messenger RNA from Neoarthrinium moseri, 783 nucleotides. RefSeq lists its product as uncharacterized. NCBI's taxonomy places the organism in Eukaryota, Fungi, Ascomycota, Sordariomycetes, Amphisphaeriales, Apiosporaceae. The coding region runs from base 1 to 783 and encodes 260 amino acids. The transcript is spliced from 2 exons. The record is from RefSeq and is a predicted model, not a curated record.
AUGGGCAACCGAGUCUCAAAGCCCAAGCCUGGCACUGAAUUCCAAGUCAUUGGGGCUGGGCUCCCUCGCACUGGCACGGCAUCUUUCAGUGAGGCACUUCGCAUUCUCCUCGAUGGCCCCGUCUACCAUGGAGGCACGCAGACGACGCUGGGAAAACCAGUGGAGAUUAAAUCUUGGAUCAAGCUGCUGUCUCACUGGCCUCCAGCCAACCCGACUGAUCGGGAAGUUGUGCUUGACAUUCUAAGAGACCGCAUUGGCGGCUAUGCUGCCAUCACGGACUCUCCUGCUGCAGGACUUGUGGAGGAAUUGGUGGAACUAUACCCAGACGCAAAGGUCAUCUGCACAGUCCGCGACAAGGACAGUUGGGUGAAGAGCAUGGCCGGAGUAAGUGGCGCGGCAACCAUGUGGUUCCUACGCGGCGUACUGAUGCCCAUUCCGGGCAUGCGGCACUUCGUGGACUACAUCGAGGGGCUCCGCAAGCAGUGGGCGUUCCUGUAUGGAGACUGUGAGCCGGCCACAGUAAAGACAUACGACCGGCAUAUGAUGUGGCUGAAGGAGAUCGUGCCCGAGGAUCGACUGAUAUUAUUCAAUGUCAAGGAUGGGUGGGGGCCGCUGUGUAAGGCACUUGGCAAGCAGGUCCCCGAGGGCGUCCCCUUUCCGAGCAUUAACGACGGGCAGGCCAUCGAUAAAUUUGCGAAGCUGAUGGUCCAGCGCGGGAUCCUCCGAUGGCUGGUGAUCUUCCUGACGCUUGGCUUGGCUUUUGUCCCUUUUAUUUGGAUAUAG